AUGUCAACAAUACAAAAUGAUCGAAAUUACUGUUCUACUUGUAAAAAACAAUUAAGUACUGGUUCUGCUUAUAGUAAUCAUAUAAAAUCAAAGAAACACUCACUUAAAUUAUUAGAAUCUCAACCAUUUAAUGAAACAAAGCAAAGAUUAGGAAAUUCUAAUUAUAUUAAUGCAAAUAUCACCAAUUCUUUUGAUUACAUAAAUUCAGAAUAUGAUAAUGAAGAAUAUUAUAGCAAAGAGCAUGAUGGUGGAGAAUAUAAUAAUGAAGAA
Molecule: messenger RNA, 270 nt
Organism: Entrophospora candida
Lineage: Eukaryota; Fungi; Glomeromycota; Glomeromycetes; Entrophosporales; Entrophosporaceae
Source: the annotation of a GenBank genome assembly